Messenger RNA from Lodderomyces pseudojiufengensis, 438 nucleotides. RefSeq lists its product as uncharacterized. The transcript has a single exon. Lineage: Eukaryota; Fungi; Ascomycota; Pichiomycetes; Serinales; Debaryomycetaceae. The coding region runs from base 1 to 438 and encodes 145 amino acids. The record is from RefSeq and is a predicted model, not a curated record.
AUGAAUCUUAUAACCAAAGUUAGAUUAUCUUUUAGACAACAACCCCAUACAACAUCGUAUCAAAAUUUAGACUAUACUCAAACUAUAGAAGAAAAUGUUAAAAAUGAUAUAGAACCAUUUUACAAAUCAAAAUCACAUUCUCCAACUCCAACAAAGGAAACAUCUAUCAAUCCAGCAAUUACACUUAAAAAUAAUAACGGAAAUUAUCAUCAUUCAAGAAAUUCAUCUAUAACUUUUCCAGGUGGUGAAAUUCCAGAAGAUUUUGGUUUACCACCUAUAAAUAAAUUAAAUGAUGUACAAUAUUUACAAAGAUUUGAAGUUAUACGAUAUCUAGAUGCUUUUAAUAUUUUUUAUGAUAAUAAAACAAAUGAAAACGAAUUAAGGAAUAUUUUAAGAGAAAAUUUGAAGUUGAAAAAGAAAAGCUUCUUAGGAUUUUAA